CAGCGGGAGAGCGGCGGAGAAGAAGGAGGUGGAGGAGGAGGAGGAAGAGGAGGAGGAGGAGGCGAACCCAGAGAGGGACAGCAGAAGAAGUGGUGGUGGUGGGCGUCGUGGCCAUGGCUGCGGCAAUCGCCAGCUCUCUGAUCCGUCAGAAGAGACAAGCCCGCGAGCGCGAGAAAUCCAACGCCUGCAAGUGUGUCAGCAGCCCCAGCAAAGGCAAGACCAGCUGCGACAAAAACAAGUUAAAUGUCUUUUCCCGGGUCAAACUCUUUGGGUCCAAGAAGAGGCGCAGAAGGAGACCAGAGCCACAGCUUAAGGGUAUAGUUACCAAGCUGUACAGCCGACAAGGCUACCACUUGCAGCUGCAGGCAGAUGGAACCAUUGAUGGCACCAAAGACGAGGACAGCACCUAUACUCUGUUUAACCUCAUCCCUGUGGGUCUGCGAGUGGUGGCUAUUCAAGGAGUUCAAACCAAGCUGUAUUUGGCAAUGAACAGCGAGGGAUAUUUGUACACCUCGGAACAUUUCACACCUGAGUGCAAAUUCAAAGAAUCAGUGUUUGAAAAUUAUUACGUGACAUAUUCAUCAAUGAUAUAUCGUCAGCAGCAGUCAGGCCGAGGGUGGUAUCUGGGUCUGAACAAAGAAGGAGAGAUCAUGAAAGGCAACCAUGUGAAGAAAAACAAGCCUGCAGCCCAUUUUCUGCCCAAACCACUGAAAGUGGCCAUGUACAAGGAGCCAUCACUGCACGAUCUCACCGAGUUCUCCCGAUCUGGAAGUGGAACCCCGACCAAGAGCAGAAGUGUCUCUGGCGUGCUGAAUGGGGGCAAAUCCAUGAGCCACAAUGAAUCAACGUAGCCAGUGAGGGCAAAACAAGGGCUCUGUAACAGAACCUUACCUCCAGAUGCUGUUGAAUUCUUGAGCAGUCCUUCACCCAAAAGUUCAAAUUUGUCAGUGAGGUGUAUCAAACAAAACAGGCAGAAUUCACUCUCUGAUCUGCCGACAGAAUUUGUUCCCAUCCAUACUAAAGCCCCAUAAUUUCAAUCAAGCUUGUGCAAAAGAAUGCCAAGCAUUAUCAAUGAACUAAAUCUUGGAAAAGGACUGCAAAAUUAUCUCAUGAUCUUACCUAUAUUUUGGGGAUGAUUAACUAAAAAUUAGUUCACAGCACUAAUUCUGAUCAAAAUUUGCUCUCCAACCAAUAAAAUUUAAAAGACCAUAAUUGUUCUUUAAAAACAAACAAGCAAACAAACAAACUAAACUAAAUUAACUGCUUAAAUGUUUUGUAGAGGCAAACACAAUUAUGUGAACCGUGUUGUUUUCUUGGCUUAAUGUUUUCUAUCUACGCUUGAUUCGAUGUACUCUUUACCUUCGUAUAGUGCAGCUUUUGAUUUCUGAAUUCCAGUGAUUCUAUUGACUCUGUCACUUAAUCCAAAUCAACCAAAUUCAGGGUUGAAUCUGAAUUGGCAUCUCAGGCUCAAAGUAACAGUGUUCUUGUGAUUUUACCAGUUUUUUUAGAUUUGUAGUACUUUGGUCGAGUUCUUGUGCUGUACUUUGUGUGUAGAAAUUGAGUUGUAUUGUCAACCCCAAUUAGUAAAGAUAACUUAAAAAAAAAGAUUAUCUUCAAGUGUAGAUUUCUCCUAAUUCCAUUUGUGUUAAUAUAUUGUUGUGGCUUCUUGUAUAAAAGGACAGAAACUGUGGAACUGUGAUGUCUUUUGUGUUGAUAAAAUAAGAAGUGUCUUAAUCUGUAUAUGUAUGAGUUCUCCUGUCAUUGUAUUUGGCACGUGAAUAUUGUGUACAAGGAAAUGUUAUGACCGGUUACCCCUAAACAAUAUAUAUUACACUUGCUAAUGGAAAAGUGUUUAAGACUUACCUAGGUUUCCAUUUAGAUCUUCAUAUCUGUUGCAUGGAAGAAAGUGGGAAUCUUGGCAUAGAGUUGCAUGAUAUGUAAAAUUUUGUGCAUUAAUAAUUGUUAAAAUCUGUGUUCCAAAAGUAAACAUAGCGUGUACAGGCAGUUUUCUGUCCUGUGCACAAAAAAUUUAAAAAAAGUUGUUUAAUAUUUGUUGUUGUAUACCCAAAUACACACUGAAUA
Messenger RNA from Fukomys damarensis (Damara mole-rat), 2082 nucleotides. It is a transcript of the gene Fgf13, whose product is annotated as fibroblast growth factor 13. Gene Ontology annotation, biological process: positive regulation of cell population proliferation; cell differentiation; positive regulation of gene expression. Lineage: Eukaryota; Metazoa; Chordata; Mammalia; Rodentia; Bathyergidae. The record is from RefSeq and is a predicted model, not a curated record. Gene Ontology annotation, molecular function: fibroblast growth factor receptor binding; growth factor activity. The transcript has 5 exons. The coding region runs from base 114 to 851 and encodes 245 amino acids. Gene Ontology annotation, cellular component: cytoplasm.